This is a messenger RNA of Ichthyophthirius multifiliis, 498 nucleotides long. RefSeq names its product peptidyl-prolyl cis-trans cyclophilin-type family protein, putative. Gene Ontology annotation, cellular component: catalytic step 2 spliceosome. The record is from RefSeq and is a predicted model, not a curated record. Gene Ontology annotation, biological process: protein peptidyl-prolyl isomerization. The transcript has a single exon. Gene Ontology annotation, molecular function: peptidyl-prolyl cis-trans isomerase activity. NCBI's taxonomy places the organism in Eukaryota, Ciliophora, Oligohymenophorea, Hymenostomatida.
AUGUCAGUAACCUUUCAUACAACACACGGCGAAUUAAAAAUAGAAGUACAUUGUGAUAAAACACCAUUAUCAGCAAAAAAUUUCCUUGCCUUAUGUGCUAGAGGUGAUUAUAAUAAUACAAUAUUUCAUAGAUGUAUCAGAGGAUUUAUAAUAUAAGGAGGAGAUCCAACCAAUACAGGAAAAGGAGGGGAUAGUAUAUACAUAGAUAAAUAUUUUAAAGAUGAAAUAAUGCCCGAUUUAAAGCAUGAUAAAAGAGGAGUUGUUAGUAUGGCAAAUAGUGGACCAAAUACAAAUGCUUCAUAAUUUUUUAUUACUUUUUCAAAAUAAAAUCAUUUAAAUGGAUCAUAUACUGUUUUUGGUAAGGUAAUUGAUGGUUGGGAAUGCUUAGAUUUGAUGGAAAAGGAACCUGUUGAUGGUAAUGAUAAACCUUUAAACGAAAUUAAAAUACAUAAGGUUACUAUUCAUGCAAAUCCUAUUGCAGAAAUAGAAUAAGAAUGA